This is a messenger RNA of Pieris macdunnoughi, 1212 nucleotides long. Lineage: Eukaryota; Metazoa; Arthropoda; Insecta; Lepidoptera; Pieridae. The record is from the annotation of a GenBank genome assembly.
AUGCUCACCGGACUCCAUAUCUCCAACGGAUCUGAUUGGUCAUUGGAACAAGAAGCCAGAACAUUGAUAAGACCGCGUUUCGUUCACCCUAAAUCGCUGGACAGCAUUCUAAUAAAUCACGAAAGACAGCUGUUCGAAGAGCUUAAUUCCCUAGGACGGUAUAAUUAUCGGAUAAACAAUGACCGGAUAUGGCAUAAUCAAGCAAUUCAUACAUAUUUGGUUAAUAAUGUAUCGACAGUUGCGCCCGGGCCUCCAAGCGAGGAGGAGCAAACUGAAGAUGCCGUUUCCUCAGACGAAAAUGUAGCUCAAGAAGUGAAAAUAAGCGAGGAGGAAACGGAAGCUGACGAACCGGACACACCGGAUGCUGUGGUCACGUUAUCGGCUGACUUUUUUGAAAAUCGAACCGAAUCGGACAUCUUUGCGGAGAUAGGGAGUCGAUCGUUCGACGUGAACGAGUUUCUGGUGACUGAUGAAAUGCAGAUAAAAAAGGAAGAUCUUCUAGAUGUAAGGGUGAAAAUAGAGGCAAUAGACGAAGAUGACCUCUACAGUGAUAAUGCUAUUGACGAUUUCGUACCAUACUUCACCGCAAAGUCUGAGAAGCUGGAACUAGAUGAAUCGUCAGUCUACCAUCAGAAUAUAGCAGACCUGCAAGACUAUGGGGAACUCUUUGAAGACGUGAAAGAAUUGAGGAAUGAUCUCGAAAGUUUAGAUGUGAAACAGCAGCAGGAAAACUUGGAGCAAUAUUUGCUUGAAAACACACCAUUGGAUACAGAAAUAUACGAACUGGCCCCUUUCGAAGAUGACUUAGUUGUGGUGAAGAGAGAGAGAGCCAGUACGAGUUUUACGGCUAGCUCCAGUGGUGUGAGUGAGAUGGAUGCAUCUGACGUAAAGUUGGAGCCCGAUGAAGGUCAUCAUACUGGCGACGAGCUGACUCAGGAGGACAUGGAUCUGAUCGAGGUGCUGUGGAAGCAGGAUGUGGACAUGGGGUUCUCUCUGGAGGAUCCAAUGCAGCUGGAGGGUCCUCAAGCCACGAAAGUGGAAAUGGGCAAGGAGUUGGAUAAAGACCUGAAGGUUUUAGAAGAGAAGAAGAUGUUAGAGGAAUCUGAGAAGAUCGAGAAGGUCAAGGCUUGUCUGCUGGACACAGAGAAUAAAGAGGAUGACCCCUGGGCUGGGCUGUCGUAUACAGUUGAUACUGAAACGGGUAAGUUAUAA